Molecule: messenger RNA, 2015 nt
Organism: Felis catus (domestic cat)
Lineage: Eukaryota; Metazoa; Chordata; Mammalia; Carnivora; Felidae
Gene: CEBPZOS
Product: CEBPZ opposite strand
Exons: 5
Coding region: 292-534 (80 amino acids)
Source: RefSeq, a predicted model, not a curated record
GCUGUGUGAUAAAUCGUGUUGCCUGCAGAUGCUGAGCCGUGUCGGUUUCCAGCUGUAGUGGACGGAUGAGGGUUUUCAGACGCAACAUUUGCACGUUUAAGCUUGUGCACCCUGAAUCAGCUUCUCAGCCCGGUGCUUUAUGAACCCCCAUGACGCACAGCCCUGCUUUCCUUCGAGCCUAUUCGGGGACUGCUUUCUUUUAAACUUCGCCUAAGUUCUGUCCUUCUCCAAAAUCUUGUCUAAUCUUGUUCCUCCUCUGCUAGUUAGUAACCUAACUUCGUCGUGGACAGGAUGGCCCGCACUAUGGAACCACUGGCAAAGAAGAUCUUUAAAGGAGUUUUAGUAGUUGAACUUGUGGGCGUUUUUGGAGCAUAUUUUUUGUUUAACAAGAUGAACACAAGUCAAGAUUUCAGGCAAACAAUGAGCAAAAAAUUCCCCUUCAUCUUGGAAGUUUAUUACAAAUCCAUUGAACAGUCUGGAAUGUAUGGAGUCAGAGAGCAAGAUCAAGAAAAAUGGCUGAAUAGCAAAAAUUAAGACCAGUCAUCACGUUCAGCCUCCCAUCUAAGCUGUUUGAGACCUUUGUGGGGAAGAAGAAAGAUGAACACACCAUGUUGUAGACUCCUGGCCCCACAGAACAAAACAGGAACUUCUGGUCUGCUAUGGCUUAGUCAUUUCCCAUCCACUAUGCAAAUCCCCUGCUCUUGUUUGUUGCUUUCCUUCUGCAUUUAUUGUUAAAGAUUACUGUUUAACAAAUAAAAGACUAGGUCAACAAAGGAACAAAUACCCUAAAGAUUUUAUUUCCCCUGAACGCUUUGAUUGGCAAAAGAACAGAAGCCAGUAACAAUAUCAGAAAUUAUGUCUAUAAAGUACUUAUAAAGCUACUAAGCAUACUCACAAUAUAUAAAAACUGCCUCUCUAAAAGAAUUAAAGUUUAAAGUAACUACAGUCUUUAUUAAAAAAUGUUUUUUAUAUUUAUUUUGAGAGAGAGAGGGAGACAGAGUACACAAGUGGGGGAGGGGCAGAGAGAAGGAGAGACAGAAUCCCAAGCAGGCUCCGCAGGAUCCACAAACCAUGGGAUCAUGACCACAAAUCAUGGGAUCAUGACCUGAGCCGAAAUGAAGAGUUGGAUGCCUAACUGACUGCAUCACCCAGGGGCCCCAAACGUAACUACAGUCUUUAUUGCUGUAGUCUAAAUGCUUUUUAAUCCUACAUGCUCCCCAGACACUGAUGAAAAAAGCCAUUCCUUCAGGGUUGUAAGGAACCAUUUUAUUUAUCCUUACUAAAAAAGGUUGUCUAAGAAUACGUCUUCGGCAAGUUGUAAGUUAAGGCUGUUUAAAAACCUCCAUAAAAAUUCAAGUUACUUACUUGCAUUGUCUUUGUUAGCCAUGGCAUUCAUGCCAAUGUUAUCAAACUUGGAUCCCAUAUUUUCAUCCAGUAGGUGGCCAAACUUAAAAAGAGAUACAUUUAUUAGAAAACUCAAAGCAGUGUAGAAUAGCUAGCUUUUUUUUUUUUAAUUUUAUUUUUUAAUCUCUCCACCCAACGUGGGGCUUGAACUCACAACCCUUAGAUCAAGAGUCCUGUACUCUACCGACUGAGCCAGCUAGUUACCCCCAGAGUAGCUAACAUCAUGAAGCAGUAUUUUAACCUUACCUCUUCAGCUGAUACAAAUAGGCUGGAGUCAUUGAAAUUUCCUUUCUUUUUUUUCCUUGGUCCUAAAAAAAGUAUAAGUGUAGGUUAUUAAAUUGUAAAUCCAUUAAUUUUGGAAAAAUACAACAUUUUUAAAUUGAAGUAUAGUGGGCACACGUUACAUUAAUUUCAAGUGUACGACACAGUGAUUCAACAAUCUUUCAACAUAGUUUUGUUGUAAAAAAGUUGUAUUGGGGUUAAAAUACAGAAUUACAGUUUCCUCAUAGCACCAUUAAGUAGCUGGCAUUUUAAAAUAAAUAUAUUUUAUUUAAGAGUUGGUAUAUAGUACUUUUAAAAUUGUAUCCUAAUAAAAUUGUUUAGAUGACAAA